Molecule: messenger RNA, 1143 nt
Organism: Schistosoma rodhaini
Lineage: Eukaryota; Metazoa; Platyhelminthes; Trematoda; Strigeidida; Schistosomatidae
Source: the annotation of a GenBank genome assembly
UGAAGCCUCCACAAUCUAAGUUUCUUGAAUGAUUGAUAUGAACGAUCCGUAUUUCCAUACACUAGAGAACCAGCAACGAUAACGCAGAUGAGAAUAUAAGGAAGUAUACAGACUCUCAUUUAUUUGUAACAACUAUUAUUUAUCUGAUGACUGAGUUUUUGUACGCUAUCGUUGUUUCAGCUACUUGACCCUGACAAGUAAUCACUUUUGAAUAUGCAACAACCGGGCGUAAAUAGUGUAGCAGCUAACGUAUUCAACCAAAUUGACAGGAACAGAAGUGGAUCCAUAUGUGCAAGCGAAUUACAACAGGCACUAUCCAACGGAUUGGGUACAUCAUUCAAUAUUAAAACGAUUGAACUGAUGAUAUGUAUGUUUGACAAAGAUAUGAAUGGCACUAUAAAUGUCUGUGAAUUCUCUCAACUAUUUGAGUACGUACAACAGUGGCAACAAUGUUUUCGAUCAUAUGACAGAGAUGGGUCUGGUACAAUUGACUGUCGAGAGUUUCAUACUGCUCUAACAAGUUUUGGUUAUCGAUUGUCUCCAGAUUUUUCACAAUUUUUAGUUAGAAAAUUCGACAAACAACGUCGCGGAUCAGUAGGAUUUGAUAAUUUCAUCUUGGCAUGCGUCUGUUUAAAGAAUUUAACUGAUGUAUUCAGACCAUAUGAUUAUCAAAGAAAUGGGAUGGCACAACUUAGUUAUGAACAAUUUUUAACUGCUGCUUUCAGUGUAGUUAGUUAAUUCAAUAUAUUACAAUGUUGACUAUUAUCCAUAUCUCUUCUUAUUUAAGAUUAUAAGAUAUUAAUUAUUAACUCAAUCUGUACUUGAUAAGCACUAACUUCUAUAUGACCCAUAUUAUCAACAACAACAAAGUCUUUUCUUGUCUAGAGAAAAUAAAAAACCCGAAAGUAUGGAACAUUAUGUAAUACCUAAUAUAAAUGAUUGUGAAUUGUUUUUGUAUGAAUACAAUUUUUCUGUGAUCCUUUUCUUAUAUUAUUAUUAUUAUUGAAUAUUAGUAAUUGAGGAUCAUUAUUUGUCUAUCUUAUUUAAUUGUGUACAGUGGGUUUAUUACUGUGGUGUGGUUUACUUAUAUUCAUAUAAGUAGUAUAUAGUGAUUGUUAAGCAUAGAAUGUAUUUUGGCAGAAG